CGUUUCUCGUUUUUUCUUCUUUAUAUGCUUGAAAGCUUUGGCUAAGAGAUGUUUAAUUUACAAUGAAACAUAGCAUAUUCAUUGAUACUCAUCCUCUAUUUGAGGUCAUGGAUAAUACAUGUAUCUCAUGUAUGUACAAAAGUCUAUAAUGAAUCUCUAUAGCACUGAAUGAAUCUCUAUAGCAAUGGGAAGUUAGCCUCAAAUCAUACCACGCGCUUUGUACAAAUACACACUCUAUUUUAUCUCAUUCCCAACUAUACGGCGAUGUUUAACUCUUUACCUGAAAUCUCUCUCUCUCUCUCUCUUUCUGUGUGUGUGUGUGUGUUGCGUGCAGUUGCUGUAUCCUAUGAACCUUAAGGAUACAACUCAAAUAGUGUAUUCAAGAAGUCCCCUUUUGGAGUAGUUUAUAUCUUCCAGUGUUGUAUGACUUACUUCUAAAGGCUAUGUCGUGAUUAAAGCUGAUUCGACAGUAUGUAUGGACUCAGAUCAUGGCAGAACAGAAGACCGAUCGUAUACGUGAUAUAUGUGCUUCCUUCCUUAACGCUUCUCGCUUCCCUCGAAUCGCUUAUCGUAAUUUAGUUCCACACAAACAUCAUGAUGGAAUAGGAGUUCUGGAUCCAAUGGUCCAACAAAUAAAACUGCGGUGGCGUUGGUUGGCAGUUCUCAUUGUUUCACCAACCAUCCUACAACAACCACAAUAUAUAAACUCAUCGCCACCAAGUAAUAUCGAUCAGACCAAUCUGUCAUUAGAUACUAUGUUAGAUCUGGAUUUAGCUUCCAUUAUUACUUCAACUUCCCAGACUCCAUUCAUUUUACAAAAUGAGUUGCUGAUGUCUACGAUAUUCGCUAGAAAUAUCACGGGUAUGUCCAAAGUAAUAGCUAAGGAUUUCUUUAUUAUUGACUUGGGAACUGGUUUGCUUCGACAACAUACUGAUUGUGAAACAAGGUAUCCCAGAUUACUCCACGCUGACUUAUUCCCUAUUGUUGAAACUCAAAUGCCCUUUUUUAUUCAUUUAUUCGAAUCUCCUAAACAUCUUGGUUUUUUAAUACAUGACACUCUGUUUCCUCCUCAAGCAACUACGAAACUUAAUCCUUCUCAUUGGAAUAAACUUUGGCGUACAUCUCUUCCUCCAGCAGCCCAUACAGUGUAG
Molecule: messenger RNA, 1151 nt
Organism: Cokeromyces recurvatus
Lineage: Eukaryota; Fungi; Mucoromycota; Mucoromycetes; Mucorales; Mucoraceae
Exons: 4
Coding region: 489-1151 (220 amino acids)
Source: RefSeq, a predicted model, not a curated record